Molecule: messenger RNA, 1621 nt
Organism: Stegostoma tigrinum
Lineage: Eukaryota; Metazoa; Chordata; Chondrichthyes; Orectolobiformes; Stegostomatidae
Product: MAP kinase-activated protein kinase 2
Exons: 10
Coding region: 257-1423 (388 amino acids)
Biological process (GO): response to cytokine; inflammatory response; cellular response to vascular endothelial growth factor stimulus
Cellular component (GO): nucleus; cytoplasm
Molecular function (GO): calmodulin binding; mitogen-activated protein kinase binding; calcium/calmodulin-dependent protein kinase activity
Source: RefSeq, a predicted model, not a curated record
CACGUCUAUUUCCACUGAAACUCAAUUGGAAGUGCCGUGAAACUGAUCAAGUGGGAUCUUUAGCUAGGCUUUUAAAAAAAGGGAGAUUUGGAUUUUGAUCGCUACUUCUUGACAGGAGGUGUAGCAACUCGGGGGAUUUGUGAGGUUUGGUGAUCCAGCUACUUUUACUGUCUCUGGUGGCAAGUCUGUAACUUGGUGUUUGACAAAGAGCCAGGGGUUUGCUCUGGGUUACAAAGUAUCGAGCUCCGAUGUAACAAUGUUGUCGAACGUUGCGACAGCCAGGGAUCCGCAACAAGGUAACCAGAUCCCAGAGCCGCCGCCUCCGGCUCCCCUUUACCCUCCUCCCCCGGCUCCCUUCCAGCUACAGAGAACCGGCGCUCAGACCAAGAAAAACGCCAUCACCGACGACUACAAGGUCACGGCGCAGGUUCUGGGACUGGGCAUCAAUGGCAAAGUUUUGGAAUGUUUUAGCAAGAAAACCCAGGAGAAAUUUGCCUUGAAGAUGUUGCAGGAUUGUCCAAAAGCCCGACGAGAAGUUGACCUACACUGGCGAGCAUCUGGCUGUACUCACAUUGUCCGAAUUGUAGAUGUCUAUGAGAAUCUGUAUCAGGGAAGGAAGUGCCUACUGAUAGUGAUGGAAUGUAUGGAAGGAGGGGAGCUGUUCAGCAGAAUCCAGGACAGAGGGGAUCAAGCAUUCACAGAGAGAGAGGCUUCCGAAAUCAUGAAAAGCAUUGGAGAAGCAGUACAGCACCUGCAUUCAGUGAACAUUGCACAUCGAGAUGUGAAGCCAGAAAAUUUAUUGUACACCACCAAAAGACCUAAUGCUAUUCUAAAACUAACAGAUUUUGGCUUUGCCAAAGAAACCACCAGCUUCAAUUCAUUAGCAACCCCUUGCUACACACCAUACUAUGUUGCCCCUGAGGUUCUUGGGCCCGAGAAGUAUGACAAAUCCUGCGAUAUGUGGUCCUUGGGUGUAAUAAUGUACAUACUGUUGUGUGGAUAUCCCCCAUUCUAUUCUAACCAUGGACUGGCCAUUUCACCUGGCAUGAAGAAACGAAUCCGAAUGGGCCAGUAUGAAUUUCCUAAUCCAGAAUGGUCAGAAGUAUCCGAGGAAGCCAAACAACUGAUCAGACAACUCCUGAAGACUGAGCCAACACAACGCAUGACGAUCAUGGAAUUUAUGAACCAUCCUUGGAUUAAUCAAUCAAUGCAGGUACCGCAGACACCUCUUCAUACCAGUAGGGUCCUGAAAGAAGAGAAAGAUUUAUGGGAAGAUGUAAAGGAGGAAAUGACCAGUGCCUUGGCAACCAUGAGAGUUGACUACGAACAAAUCAAAAUCAAAAAGAUAGAAGAAUCUUGCAAUCCCUUGCUGAUAAAAAGAAGAAAGAAGGCCUUAACUGCUCCGACUCCAGCCAGCCACUGAAAAACAACAUGGAAAGUGUGCCAAAUUAUUUUUAGGAAGUUCUUUUUAAAUGUCGCAUGAAGUUCAGAAAUGCUUAAUUGGUUGGCUUUUUGGAUUUUUUAAAGAUUUACUGUACCUCUGCCUCUUGGGCUGAGGUGAACACUGUCAUGAUACUACUAGUCCAACACGCGACCAGAUUUUUAAACUGAUGUCAAAGGA